This is a messenger RNA of Aspergillus calidoustus, 1806 nucleotides long. The record is from the annotation of a GenBank genome assembly. Lineage: Eukaryota; Fungi; Ascomycota; Eurotiomycetes; Eurotiales; Aspergillaceae.
AUGAAGUUCCACCCCACUUAUUAUCUCCUCAUGGGCGUUUCUGCCCCCGGCCUUGCCAGCGCGCUUGUCCUCCCCCGGCAGGCCAACUCCAGCGCCACCACCCACUGCGGCGCGGACUUGUGCACCUGGUGGCACGAGACCGGUGAAGUGAACACGAGCACGGCUGUGGCGCCCGAAAACGUGCGGCAGUCACGCCAGUACCUCGUGCAGGUCGCCCUGGCCGGAUCCGACGAGUUCUUCGACUCGUUCGUCUACGAGGCUAUACCGCGCAAUGGGAACGGCAAGGUCAUGAGUCCCAGCGACAGCGAUGGCAGCUUCUCGGGCGAUGACGGCAUUUCUAUUGAGCUCGACGAGGGCAUCAACAUGGCCUGGACGCAGUUUGAACACAGCCAGGACGUUGAUGUGAGGAUUCUGCGCCGCGACGGGAAGCCAGUUGGCGAUGAGGUCACCAUUCGCCCCACGGCAGAUACCUUCGACACGCAGCACGUGGCUGGUGCCCUGGUAAUCCGCGUUCCUGCUGACCGUCAGGGACACCGGUUCUCUAUGGAGUUUGCAGACGACCUGUUCACGUACCGCUCUGACGGGCAGAACUACAAGACUGAUGGCUCUGGCGAGGUCGUUGGUAUCGAACCGCGUAAUGCCCUGGUUAUCUUUGCCAGCGCGUUCUUGCCGGAUGAGAUGGUUCCCUCGCUUGAUGGACCGGACACCAAGGUCAUGACGCCUGGUGCGUUCUCCGUUGCGGAUAUUGGAGCCGCGCCCAUUGUGUACUUCCCGCCGGGCGUGUACUGGAUUGACUCUGAGCCGCUUGGUCUCGCGCAUAUCAAACUGGAUCCGGCAACGUACUGGGUCCACCUGGCACCAGGGGCCUUUGUCAAGGGGGCAGUCGAGUACACGACCAGCAACAAGGACUUUUACGCAACUGGGCACGGUGUUCUCUCCGGCGAAAUCUACGUUUAUCAAGCGAAUGUCGAGGCAGGGUAUAAAGCGGAGAAGAGCGAUAUCACCAGCCUGCGCCUGUGGUGGCACCGGAGUGUGCAAGGAGGCCAGGUCUGGCACUGCGCAGGCCCAACAAUCAGCUCCCCACCAUUCAACACGAUGGAUUUGAAAGACGGCAGCACGGACCGCGACGACAUCUCAGUCAACAUCUUCGACUACAAGCAGGUGGGCGCCUUCUUCAUGCAAACGGAUGGCCCGCAGAUGUACAACAACGGAGUCGUGCAUGACGUCUUCUACCACUGCAACGACGACGGGAUCAAGACGUACCAUUCCGGUAUCACCGCCACCCGCCUAACAAUCUGGAAGGUCCACAACAAUGCAAUUAUCCAGAUGGGAUGGCAGCCACGCGACGUCCACGAUGUCUCCAUUGACUCCCUGUACAUCAUCCACACACGCUUCCGCAGGAGCGAGACGUACGUCCCCUCGGCCAUCAUCGGCGCCUCACCAAUCUACAAUGGGGAACCCCGUCUCGACCCGUCAAUGAGCCUCAGAGGCUUUAGCAUCUCCAACAUCAUCUGCGAAGGACCGUGCCCGGGGCUGUUCCGCCUGACCCCAUUGCAGAAUUACGCGGACUUUAAGGUCUCCGGGGUGCAGUAUGUGGAUGGCCUAAUUGGGGGCAGCGUUCCAAUUGGUGAUUCCAUCAUUGCGACGACGCCGGAUACAACGUACCCUGGUGCUGAGGACCUGUCAAUGGGAUUGUCCGUCUCCGAGUGGACGGUCAAGGGUGAGAAGGUGACUAUGGAGAAUGCGGGGGCGUUGGGCCAGUGGAAUAUCAACGCGGCGUAUGAUGGACAGUGGUCGAUUGCGUGA